Molecule: messenger RNA, 4541 nt
Organism: Gadus morhua (Atlantic cod)
Lineage: Eukaryota; Metazoa; Chordata; Actinopteri; Gadiformes; Gadidae
Product: zinc finger protein 836
Exons: 6
Coding region: 549-4253 (1234 amino acids)
Biological process (GO): regulation of transcription by RNA polymerase II
Cellular component (GO): nucleus
Molecular function (GO): DNA binding; DNA-binding transcription factor activity, RNA polymerase II-specific
Source: RefSeq, a predicted model, not a curated record
CACAAUAGCAGACGGACCAGCCUGGGACAGCUUUUCCUGUGAUAACAUCGAUAUAACCAUCAAAACUUCUCCGGGAUUAUCUGCCUUUGAACGAUUAUAUUAUCUUAUUGCAAUGUAAUAUCUGGGGACACAUAUAAUGGAAGAAUAUAGUUCUGAAGUAAAUGGUCCGUCUCUCUCCCUCUCCUGUCUGCUUCUGCUGGUUCCGCCGAUCUGAGUGUUCUCUAAUACACUACGUUGUUACAGCAGCGUAUUAAAUACUAUAAGAUAUAGUAUGGAGAGAGCGUCUUAGUAAUUGAAAUGUACCUACUAAUGAAAUUAUAACAAAUAUUUUGGUUGUAAACAGGUUAGGGUUGGUACAUUGUCGAAAAGCCGGAACCUUGGCACAGGGACGUUUGAGCCUUUCGGACUGAAUGGAGCCCACAGCAUCCUUGCUUGAAACCGACCUCUAACUUGCUCUCGAGUUGGAGCAGCGUGCAUCUUAUUCUUGACCUUCGCCUCCAAUAAGACGGGGAAAGAUAGCAGAUAGCGAUGAGCAAAACCAACUAAAAAUGACAGGAAGAAAAAGGAGCGCUGUGUGGACUCAUUUUAGUCAAACAACUGAAGGUCCAAUAGGCAGCUGUAAUAUUUGUAAGGCAAAUAUUUCAUUUAGAGGAGGGUCCACUGCCAAUUUGCACCGGCACCUCAGGACAAGGCACCCUUGGGUCCGGCUUUGCGAGGUGAGGGGAGAGGAAGAGGCACUGUCUGAGGCACACCCCGGAUCAUCACAUUCCCAAACGACUUCGGGGGACUCCAGGGGCAGAGGCCAGGCUAUUGGGCAAACUAGGCUGAACCAGUUCCUGUCCCGGCCGAUGACACCGCAGCGGCAGGAAACCCUGGACGAACAACUAGGUCCCCCUCUCCCCUUCGCCUCUCUGCGCCUCCUGCUCUCCCCUGUCCGGCUGGUGUCCGGGGCCAUCUGGCACACAGUCCAGCAUCACGUUGUGUCAGAUUAUGGGAUGCUUGAGGAGUUUGUUUCAAUGGUCACAGACCUUGUUCCUGAGCUACUCUCCACUGAACAAAAGACCCAGCUUCUUCUGGGACUACGCGCACGGAAUGGUAUCCCUGGAGAGUUUGGCUGCAGCUAUGAUGAUCAGGCCCUGGUCAACGUAACAUGGCAAUUUCUGUCCAGACUGGAAAAGCUUUUCCCUCUGCAGACCAUCCAACAGGUUGCCCUCAUGCUCGCCGACAUUCCCUCUGCUCUCGAAGAGUGUUUGAAGUCAGUCUCUCACCGCGGCGAGCUCCAAACUCUUCUUGGUUGUCGGAAAGGACUUCUGGAUAAGAAUGGUUGUCCCCUUGAUGGUGCACGUGAAACCUCAGCUCUGCACCUCUGUGUCGGGGAUCGGAUCAAAGCAGAGAAGGGGCAUCAGGCCCGUUCUCUGCCUGAUGUCCACAGAUGCGGCUCACAGAUAGAAGGACCACAUGCAAGCACUGCAGUUGCAAUGUCGGAGGACAUGGAGGCAGCCGUGGAAAAGGAGGCAGUAGAAGGGAUGAGCAGUCAGGAAUUUAUGGAUGCUUUUGGAAAAGAUUGCCUCGUACUGUUGAAAAGGCUUGAGGACGUUCCAGCUGUGCAACGCAGAGCUGUGAGGUCAAACAGAGGGUUGGAAAGGAUUUUGUUACAAGGGAAGAACCACCGAAGGAAAAUGACGUCCAAACAAGUCCUGCCCAGAACACAAAGAUUAAUCCCGGAUCCCAGUAAACGGAUCUCCAUCGACCCGUUCCCUUCUGUUACUUAUAUAGUCGUGGCUGAUGAGGACGUUGAUUCAGUGCGCUCCCUCGAUGUCUCCUCCGACGUCUCCUACGUUGUGCCUGUUGGAAGUGACAGUGGGGAGGAUUCUUUGUCUGAUUGUUCAAACACAGACCGUUCCUUCGUCAAGCUGGCAUCCCCCAAGGAAGGCAAGAAACCUUUAGUCAACCGCAAAAAGCUCGACACAGAAAAAAUCUGUCUUUCUGUGCCAAAUUCAACCUCGACGACUAAAGGCCUUUGUUUAAUUUGCAACAAGCAUGUGCAGACGGACAUGAAGGAACACAUGACAGCACAUUUUCCUGACGGGGUCUUAACCUGUCCACGAUGCGACAUGGUUUGCAAAAACAUGCAUUCCUUAAAGCUACAUUUUAAAAGGGUUUGCUUCGAUCAGCUGCAGAUAGAACCGGACGAGGUCGCCCUGGCUCUCUAUCAGUGCGAUGGAUGUGAAAAAUCUUUUAAAUACAGAAUACAGUUAAACAAGCACAAACUUGUCCACAGCCAGCUCUACUGUGAGAUAUGUGAGAGAGUCGUGCGAGACGCCGAAACCUUGGCACGACACAAGGUGUCUCACAAGCCUUUUCAGUGCACCCUUUGUGAGAAGAACUUCGGUAUCUUUAAGCAUUUGGCCAGUCACUGCAAGAAUGUACACCAGUUGAGCAAACCCUACGAAUGCCACCACUGUCCGAAAGUUUUCUCCAAAUUCAAUAUUUUUAUUGGACACGAGUGGCAACACACAGGCCAACUCCCUUUCCAGUGUUCCCAGUGCUCCAUGACCUUCAAACAAGAUGCAGAGCUUGCUAUCCAUCUACGGGUGCACACGCACGAGAAACCCUUCCUUUGCAAGGACUGCGGUAAGCGCUACGCCUGCAACUCAAACCUGACGCGGCACAGCAGGAUGGUUCACAAUGAGUCCUCGAAAGUGAAGCGGUUCUUAGGCUUUCGGAGGAGUAAAGAGGGUGCACGUCAGAAGCCUCAUCAGAAGAAACGCCAGAUGAGGCAGACCCCCGGUCCAUGCAAGUACUGUGGAACGGUGUUGCACAGCAGCAGGCUCUGUCCACAGAUGUCACUAUCUGACAAUCAGUCCAGUCUUCCGCAUGAAAUGGAAGCAAAGGAUGGAUCAAAUAUUGAAAAACAUCACGGCGAAUUAGUCAGCUUGCUCCAGGCCCCUUCUCAUGUAGCUCCCAGCCAAGAAAACUUUUUGUCCAGUUCCUCAACUGAUCGUUCCUCUGUUGCCCUUUAUGAUCACGAUGAGGGCUCGGUGGCAUUGAAAGAGCAGGAUGCGCCACUAGGGAAAAUUCCUGCUGCAAAUAAGACCAAUUCCUCAACCCAAAGAAGGCUAUGUUUCCUCUGCAAGAAACAUGUGCAGCUGGAUAUAAAGGAACACAUGAAAACCCAUUUCCCUGAUGGUGUCUUAACCUGUCCGCGAUGUGACGCAUUGUUCAAGAGCAUGGGUUCUUUGAGGAUGCACUUUAAGAGAGUUUGCGUCGAACAGCUGCAGAUAGAGCCAGGCGAGGACCGAGUUGGCCAUGGUCUGUUUAAGUGUGAUCAAUGUGAAAAGUCUUACAGGUACAAGUUGGCAUUAGACGGGCACAAGCGCACUCACAACCAGCUCUACUGUGAGGUGUGCAGGAGAGUCUUACGAGACGCCGAAACCCUGGCACGACACAAGGUGUCUCACACGCCUUUUCAGUGCACCCUUUGUGAGAAAGACUUUGGGAAUUUUAAGCAGUUGUCCAGGCACUAUGAGAGCACUCACAAGCUGAGCAAACCCUACAAAUGCCACCACUGUCCGAAAGUUUUUUCCAAGCUGGGUUUCUAUAUUCGACACGAGUGGAAACACACAGGCCAACUCCCAUUCCAGUGCUCGCAUUGCGCCAUGAAGUUCAAACAGGACACAGACCUGGCGGGUCAUCUACGGGUACACACGCACGAGAAGCCUUACCUGUGCACCGACUGCGGCAAGACCUUUUCCAGCAGCUCCAACCUGUGUCGUCACGUCAAAUUCCGGCACAGUGAGUCCAGGGAAAUUCGGCGCUUUACAUGCACCCAGUGCAGCAAGACCUUCAAAGAGAAGGGAGCCCUGCAGAAGCACGAGCAGCGCAAACACCAGAAUCACAAGAAGGUGCGCCACCCUUGCACCUACUGCGGAAAGAUGUUCUCCCAGUCCUGGAUGGCGGGGCACCAAAUGAUCCACACGGGGGAGAAGCCUUUGAAGUGCCACAUUCUGGGCUGCGACCAGCGCUUCCGGUCGACCUCCGGGCUGAAGAAUCACUCACUGCUCCAUCACACCGCGGAACGCCCGUUUGAGUGCAACACCUGCGGGAAGGGUUUCAUACGGGCCUCGAUCCUCAAACAACACAUGGAAAUCCACACAGGAGAGAAGAACCAUGUUUGUUUAGUCUGUGGCAAAGCGUUUCGGAAGGCCUACAGUAUGGCCAGACACGUAAAGCUAGUGCACUCACCCAGGUAACCGAGGACUUCUAGUUCUUCUUGUACUUAAAGAUGAGAUUACAUUUCUUUUGCAAAACAUGAUCAACGGCCAUGUUUACACAGGAUAUGAAUGCAUGCAUUAAAAAUCUGCCAUCAUCCACACACACAACAAACAUCUUCUAAAUGACAAUAGAAAUGCGAAACUCUUCUCACCUAAGUUAUUUUUAAGUCAGUAUUGAGUUUGUUGCCUAUAUCUUUUAAAAAUAUAAAUUAGAUAAAUUGUAGGUAAUCUGGCAGUGUUUUAUUUGAAAUAAAUAUUUCAUGCAGA